AUGUGGAUCUUAAGUGUGUUACUUUUGGCUGUUGCCUCCAAGGAAGCUUUCUCCUUUAAUGUUGUGCCCCUGGUCGAAAGGAAUUUGGCCAAUACCAUUUUGAAAUCGAGUCAUGUCAUGCGGGAUAAUUCACCACGCAACUUGGAAUGUUUUUCGGUUUAUUUGCCGCUGAUCAAUGAGGCCACAAAUAAAUAUGAAGCUGCCUAUGCCCAAUGUUUGGAUACUGCCGACAAUGCCACCAAGGCUGUGGAGGCUGAGGUAGCUGCAGAUCGUGCCACCGUUAGCUAUGAAGCUGAAGGAAUUUGUACCCUUUAUCAGGAAUGUUCUCAAAAGACCUCAUCUUUGGAUUUCUUUGAUUGCUACAGUGAAACGGCUGCCUCUGCCAUCAGCUCUUCGUAUGACAUUCAGACUUUGUCGAAAAACAAAUGGCAAUAUGUCAACAACAGAUAUCAAGUCAUUGCCUAUGAACAAAAGACCUGUACCGAUACCUGUGCCGAUGAAUAUGUCAAGGAAUCCACUGCCCUGUAUGCUGCCUUGGACACCUGUUUGGCGGGUGGCGGUUUUCCAACACCAUCCCCCGCACCCACAACACCUAAACCUGUUGAACCCGAAACAACAACUAUAGCUCCUGUUGUAACCACUACUGAAGUAGUAACAACAACACCUGAGCCUGUUCCAGAGACAACAACUGUUGUUCCCGAACCAGAGACAACUGCCGUUCCCGAACCAGAGACAACAAAUCCACUUGAUACAACACCUGCCCCAGUACCUGAAACAACUACCCCGCAUAUUCCAACACCACCACCAGCAGUAUACUAA
Musca vetustissima is the source of this 819-nucleotide messenger RNA. RefSeq names its product protein TsetseEP-like. The transcript is spliced from 2 exons. NCBI's taxonomy places the organism in Eukaryota, Metazoa, Arthropoda, Insecta, Diptera, Muscidae. Bases 1 to 819 code for a protein of 272 amino acids. The record is from RefSeq and is a predicted model, not a curated record.